Malassezia restricta is the source of this 648-nucleotide messenger RNA. RefSeq names its product cytochrome c heme-lyase. The coding region runs from base 1 to 648 and encodes 215 amino acids. Gene Ontology annotation, cellular component: mitochondrion. Lineage: Eukaryota; Fungi; Basidiomycota; Malasseziomycetes; Malasseziales; Malasseziaceae. Gene Ontology annotation, molecular function: holocytochrome-c synthase activity. Gene Ontology annotation, biological process: cytochrome c-heme linkage. The record is from RefSeq and is a predicted model, not a curated record. The transcript has a single exon.
AUGGCAAAAAGCCAAGCGUCUUUUCCAAAGCGUGGGGCUAAGCGUGCUCUAUCGAAUGAGAGAGAAGUAUCAUCUAUACCGAGGUAUUACCUAGACCAAAACAACAGUGAUGCGCCAGAAUCGGCGCAUGCAUCUGCCGAUGCAGUGUCAAAUGGUGAUAACGAAAAGCAUUGGGUGUACCCCUCGCCACAGCAGUUUUAUAAUGCAGUUCGGCGCAAAAACCACAAUGCGCGUGUAGAGGAUAUGGACGUGGUGGUUCCUAUACACAAUGCUGUAAACGAAGAGGCUUGGCGCCGCAUCACCGAAUGGGAAGAUGCAUGGAAGUCUGAUGCCGAUGCGCCCCGUCCCCAACUGGUCAACUUUGUUGGGCGUCCUCGUGACAUUACAUGGCGCGCAUGGUUCCGCGGCCUGGCCGGUUACGAAAUGCCAUUCGACCGACAUGAUUGGGUGAUUGUUCGUCCACGGUCGGACGAUGACCAAACACCUCAGACGAUGCGAUAUAUUAUCGACUUUUACGCUGGACGUGCACCAUCCUCGUCCUCAACAAAUUCUCCUGUGAGCUUUUACUUGGAUGUGAGACCAGCACCAAGUAGUAUGGAGGGCAUUGCUAUGCGUUUGCAUCGGUGGUGGAUGGAUAUGAAGGUAUGA